AUUAAUUUGAAGACUCUGAAUUGACGAAAAGAGGAAGAAGAAAAAUUUUUUACAAUGAGAAACAAAUUUUGUUUUGUUCUUUUUUUUCUUUACUCAAUUUUACAUCAAGAAGUUUCAUCAUCAAUUAUCAAAGCCUGCUUUAGAGAUUUAGACAAAAUUUAUUAUUCUGGACAUUAUUACAAUCCAGAUACAGACGAAUGUGUAAAAUUCUUUCAACAUUACUUUAAAAUAAAUAAAAAAUAUGAAAAUGAGGAAAAAUGUCUUCAAAAUCGUGAUCCUGAUUACUUCUAUCGCCUUCAAGAUACUUAUCAAUCUGAUUACUAUUACGAUAAAACAACAGGCGAAUGUUCUGAAUUAUUUUAUUCUCAAUUUUUACACACACCGAAAAAUUCAUUCUCUUCAAAAAAAUUAUGCGAAAUUACUUGUCUAUAACAAUAUCAAAUUUUGUCAUUUUUAGUGAAUUAUUUAUUCUCU
Messenger RNA from Leptopilina heterotoma, 474 nucleotides. RefSeq lists its product as uncharacterized. The transcript is spliced from 3 exons. Lineage: Eukaryota; Metazoa; Arthropoda; Insecta; Hymenoptera; Figitidae. Gene Ontology annotation, molecular function: serine-type endopeptidase inhibitor activity. The record is from RefSeq and is a predicted model, not a curated record. Bases 55 to 432 code for a protein of 125 amino acids.